AGUUGUGGAGGAGUCUUUUGUUGUUUCAUUGUCAUCAUGGCUGCUGUUCAGACUGAGGUUUCCCUGUCCUCACAACCCUGGCAGAGGCCCCUGUACAUCUACGGAGGGUUGGCAUGCAACUCACUGAUGGCUGACUUCUGGUCCGACAGAACUCCUCUCCAUGAAGCCGCCUACCAAGGCAGACUGCUGCACCUGAGAAGCCUCAUCGCUCAGGGCUUCCAUGUAGACACACUCUCCAUGGACAGAGUCUCCCCUCUCCAUGAAGCUUGCCUCGGUGGACAUUAUGCUUGUGCUAAGUUCUUGGUGGAAAACGGUGCAAAUGUGGAGGCAGUAUCAACAGAUGGCGCCACACCUCUCUUCAACUCUUGCAGCAGCGGGAGUGCUGCUUGUGUGAGGCUCUUGUUGCAGCACAGUGCCUCCGUACACACCCCCUACCAGCUGGCAUCACCUAUCCAUGAGGCUGCUAAGAAAGGUCACACAGAGUGUCUGGAGCUGCUGCUGUCGUAUGGAGCUCAUAUUGACGUGGAGCUGCAAGUGGUGGGGACGCCGCUGUACUCUGCCUGCAUGGCCGGGUCUGCAGCCUGUGUCAGGGUGCUGCUACACUCAGGAGCAGAUGUCCAGAUGGGGUGUGGGCAGGACAGUCCUUUACAUGCUGCAAUUCAAGGUGGAGAAGCAGAAGUUGUGAAUCUUCUGCUGGACUUUGGGGCCGAUGGGUGUCGUCGGAACGCAGAGGGAAAGACCCCUCUGGAUUUGUCAUCGCCCAACAGCGCAGUGAGAGUUGCACUGCAGAACAAAGGUCCCUGCUCUCUGUCUCAGCUCUGUCGGUUCUGUAUACGUCGAAGUCUGGGGAGGAGUCGUCUUCACAGAGCCUCGGGCCUCUUUCUCCCACACAGCAUCAAGGACUUCCUCCUCUACCAAUGAGACGUCUCUGCCCUGCCACCGUGGCUCUUUGUUUGCUGCAUCGACUGAGCUGUCCUUUAUGUUUGUACCUUCUGUCCCUGACUAACACGAUGCAGGGAAAAAAAGAUUUCCACAUUCAGAGAAUGGGACAUAGUGAUCUGUAUUUUAUUAUACGGUUGCUCUUAGAAUUAUAAUUGUUAUUAACAUAUUACUCAAAUUCAAUUCAGUUCAGUUUCAUUUAUAGAGCCCAAUAUCACAAAUCACAAUUUGUAUCACAGGGCUUUACAAUGUACAAUAUGUUUUCUGUCUGUGGACCCUCACAGCAGAGAAGGAAAAACUCCCCCUAAAAAACCCUUUAACAGGAAAAAACUCAAAUUAAUUAAUUAAUGAAGUUAUUACCAUUUUUACUUUUUUUACAAAAUGUAUUUAAAGGGAAACUUCACUGACUUUACACACCAAAGUCCAAUGUGUUGGAUAGUGCAAGUGCAUAUGCAGAAAUAACUGCAUAAAGCUUUUUGUGGCUCCAGAGAGAGCGGCUCAUAGUUUCACACGUUGCCUCAAGUGAUGACACUAGAGUCAAUAAAGACUACAAUUAUCACAAUAAAAAAUAAUCUUUGUGUGUGAGGAGUCAGAAAGAGGUGGUCUCACCAGACCUCAGUAGCUCCUCCUCAUCUCUGCUUGAAGCUAUUGAGGCUACAUUAGCUGCUAUUAGCAUAACAAACGUAACACCUGACUCUCCAACAGAACUGGUUGGUUGAGUUGCAUUGUGGGUAACGUAGGUGACAAGAAGGAUGUGUGGGAAAAUAAACAAUAUCUGUUUCUGCUGCAUCGGUUUUGAUCAUUUUUUACGUGCAAAGCCAAAACUUGUGUAAGAUAUUCUCAUACAGGAUUCACAAAAUAGUAUAAGGUGUAAAUCCGUAUAUCCACAAAAACUAAAUACUGUAUUUUGUAAAAAAGUAUUUUAACAAGAUGAUUGUAAUGUUUUGUAUUCUUUGGUGAUGCUCGUGUGAGAACACCUCCCUCGCCCUGUUAAUAGGACAAGUUCCCAUCAUUUGUGUGUAAAUAAAUAU
This is a messenger RNA of Epinephelus moara (kelp grouper), 1970 nucleotides long. RefSeq names its product ankyrin repeat and SOCS box containing 11 (gene asb11). The transcript is spliced from 7 exons. NCBI's taxonomy places the organism in Eukaryota, Metazoa, Chordata, Actinopteri, Perciformes, Serranidae. Gene Ontology annotation, biological process: positive regulation of protein catabolic process; protein ubiquitination; intracellular signal transduction. Gene Ontology annotation, molecular function: protein binding. Bases 37 to 921 code for a protein of 294 amino acids. The record is from RefSeq and is a predicted model, not a curated record.